This is a messenger RNA of Trichechus manatus latirostris (Florida manatee), 4719 nucleotides long. RefSeq names its product zinc finger protein 572 (gene ZNF572). Bases 1451 to 3046 code for a protein of 531 amino acids. Lineage: Eukaryota; Metazoa; Chordata; Mammalia; Sirenia; Trichechidae. The record is from RefSeq and is a predicted model, not a curated record. The transcript is spliced from 3 exons.
CCCUGAUGACAGGGAAAAGGAUAAGCUCCAAUCAGACCCCUAACAGAAGGCGUCUGAAGGUGUGGGAAACGAGAUCUUAGCACAUGUCUUGGGAUCCUAGGUAAGUCGGAGAAUCACAGAAAACACAGGGAAGCGAAAUCAACCAACACCCUUCUUCUCUGGGACCCUAAGAGUUAAGAUCAACGAGAGGUAGCCAUCACUGUUUCCUAGAGAGGCUCCAGCAAAGCCUGUCGGGGAAGGUCCGGCAACUUCCUGUUUCUGUCUUCCUGGUUUGAGAGUUUAGGACCCUGGGUUGGUGGGGUUGGAAGGAGUGGGGGUUUCCUUCCUCCUGGACAGCUGGGCCUGCUGGGGGUGCAGGGCGCCUUGUGUGUAGCUCCCAGAACAGUGAGUUCCUUCUGGGGGGGUCGGGAGCCGAGGGCUGCGGGCCGAGGAGUGGGAACAGCACCGCCCCGGCGGCCGUAUCAGCCCCCGAGAGGAAUCUCGCUGCUGCAAGGGGCAGAGGCGCCGCAUCUUCCGCCAGACAGCGCCUCCCUCGCCUGCCGGGUUCCUAUAGGAUCUAAUCGCUGGAGUUGAUCUGGUCUCCUGGGACCUCACUUGUGGUCCCUCUGCCAGGGGUUCUUUAAGCUGAGCUGCAGGCAGUGCAUUUUCUUAGGCAGGCUCUUCUGAUCCAAACCAUGACCCCACCCCAAUCACUUGUUCGCUGUACGACGGUCAAAACUACCCUACUCUGUGGAAUGACAUCUUUUAAUAUCAUUUAUGACCUAAAUUUUGCAGCCGUUUCGCUGAGCCAGUGUUCUCGAGGGAUCCUCUACUACCAAAGUUAAUAGAGAAAAUGAUGGACAUUUUACCCAGACUCUUGGAUCCUUUGCGUAUACGUUGAUAGAAUGAUGUAAUUCAGACAGCAAAACGUAUUACUUCAUUUGAACAAGUUUCUUUCUCUCUCUGUCCCUUUCUUUUUUGUUUUGCAUUUAGGGGUGUGUGCGCGCGCGUGUGUUCACUCAAAUACCAUGGGGAUAUUUUAAAUUAGAUAGUUUCACCUUUUCUCAUAACAAAGUCCCAGCUUGCUGGGUGUGCUUAGGGAACACAAACUCAUACUGGUAUGAACUCUAGGGAGGUAAAUCUGUUUUCUAAAAAUUCAGUCAAUUCAGUCAAUAUAUUCCAAAAUAAAGGUAUUCUGAGGAUCAUUUGCAGUCGGGGGUUAUGCCCAACUCUACUUCCUGCUCUAGUUUACUGUAAUAGAUAAAAGAAUGUGGACGUCAAGUCCAAAGGACUUGAGGCUUAAUCCUGCUCACCACUUGCUGUGUGCGGCACAGAACGUUCUGCGCGUACAAUUGUUAUGUUGCAACAGCUGGAAAGAAAAGAGGAAGAAUAAGUCUUAAUAAAUGCUGCCAAACAUGACCUGUUUCCUUCUACAAGAGUUCUGAUCCCUAACCUGGCUGUGAUCAUUACGAUGGAGCAAGAGAAAGAACUGUUAGUCUCAGAUUCUAAUGGCUUCAAGGAGAGAAAGAGUUUGAAAAACCCUUAUACAGGAGAUGAGAGUAAGAAUCAUUUGGAAACUGUUCAACACAAUAACCCUAAAACAAAUAAACUUAAAGAGAAACCCUCAAAGUGGUGUAAAAGAGAUGGCCCGCGAAAUUCUAAGCAUGAGGAUACAAAAGAAACUCUGUUGGCAUUGUCUAAAGGAGAUGAGAUUUGGUGUCUUGAUUCCUGUGAGAAUAAUGGCAAGUCAGAGAGUCAGUGGGAAAAUUCUAUAGGAAAAGAGGAGGAAAAGUCCGAUCAUUGGGAAUGGGACCUAGGAGAACAUGCCAGUUUCUCCACCAAGAAGAAUAAACCCUCUGGAGGCAAACCCUACAAAUGUCCUGAAUGUUGGAAAAGUUUCAACAAUAGUUCUCAUCUGCGUAUUCACCAGAGGACCCACUCAGGAGAAAAACCUUAUAAAUGCUCUGUGUGUGGAAAAUGUUUUAGUAACAGCUCUCACCUGAUUCAGCAUCUGAGAACACACACAGGAGAGAAGCCCUACCAGUGUGGUGAAUGUGGGAAAAGCUUCAGUAAUACCUCCCAUCUUAUUAUUCACGAGAGAACUCACACAGGAGAGAAACCCUAUAAAUGUCCCGAGUGUGGGAAGCAUUUCAGUAGUAGCUCUCACCUUAUUCAGCAUCACAGAUCACAUACAGGUGAAAAACCAUAUGAAUGCCCUGUAUGUGGGAAAUGCUUCAGCCACAGCUAUGUCUUGAUAGAACAUCAGAGGACUCACACUGGAGAAAAGCCUUAUAAGUGCCCUGAUUGCGGGAAGAAUUUUAGUCAGAGUUCCAGCCUGAUUCGCCACCAGCGGACACAUACAGGUGAGAAGCCCUACAAGUGUCUGGAGUGUGGAAAAAGCUUUGGUUGUAAUUCUACUCUAAUAAAGCAUCAAAGAAUACAUACAGGAGAAAAACCCUACAAGUGCCCAGAAUGUGAGAAGAAUUUCAGUCGAAGUUCAAAUCUUAUUACACACCAGAAAACACACAUAAGAGAGAAAUCCUAUGAAAGUUCUGAACGUGAAGAAAGCUUGAGUCAGGACUGCAAUAUGAUAGAAGAAUGCGGAAUCCAGCCAGGAGAGAAACCAUAUAGAUGCUGUGAAUGUGGAAAGAGUUUUAGCCUUAGUUCUCAUCUUAUUAGACAUCAGAGAACACAUACAGGAGAGAAACCUUACAGAUGUUCUGAGUGCUGGAAAACUUUUAGUCAGAGUUCCACCCUGGUGAUUCACCAAAGGACACACACAGGGGAGAAACCUUAUAAAUGUCCUGAUUGUGGUGAAUGCUUCAGUCAAAGCUUUAACCUUAUCAGGCACCGCAGGACCCAUGUAGGAGAAAAACCUUACAAAUGUGCUGACUGUGAAAAAUGCUUCAGCAGAAGUGCCUACCUCAAUCAACAUCGGAAAAUUCACAUAGAAAAGUCUUUUGAGUCUCCUGAAGUUGAUUUUCUGCAUGAGUGGACUUGGAAAAACUGUUCAGGGGAAAUGACCCUCAUCCCUUCAUUUUCAGUUCCAAAUUCAUCUUCCUGUUGAAUCCCAAAGUCUGUUUUUUGUUUUUUUUUUUUAAAUUGGACCAUUACAACUAAGGUACUAUGAACUUUGUGCUACAAAUUGUCUUUGGUGUGUUUGCAAAAAUGUCUGGAAGAGAAGUCAACCUCCCAGUUUAGAGGAUGGAAGACACAGAUAACUAUGUCAUUGGAUGUGUCCAGUGGAAGAUACCACCAAGAAUGAAGAAAAAGAAGAAAUUGUUAUUUUGUUUUAUUUAAAAUGAUAGGAAUACCUUCAAAGGAAAGUGUAAAGAGUAAUCCUGGGAAUAAGCAAAAGGACACCUGAGAUCUUGAAGCUAGGGUUUCCACUGAGUUACCCUAUUUUCCCUUGCCUUACUGGGUGGAGAUAGAUUAUUACUGGCCCCUGGAGUUUGGCCAGAGAAAGAUUCUUUUGAACAAAUAAUGUGAUUUCUGGCUGUUUUGUUGAAUUCUAAGAAAGAAAAGACUCAUUUAAAUGCAUUUUUAUUUACUUAAAACUUUUGUAGCAUCUAGAACUCCACUGUCAGAUAGCCUCUAGCCACAUGUGGCUAUUUAAGUUUAUAUUCAUUAAAAAUCCAGUUUAAAAUUUAGUUCCUUUGUCAUACUAGCCACAUGCCAAGUGCUCACUAACCACAUGUGAUUGGUAGCUCUUUUAUUGGACAUCAUCACACUUCUUUCUUCCAAAACCAUUAUUCUUGACAGACUUGUAAAUAUUUCCUAUAACACUAAGAAGUGCACUCUGGGGUUUCUACUCUUCAGUGAGACUACAAUAUAGAGUAAAAACAAUAGAAUUUUGAAGCCACUGGGUCUAGAGAUUGGCUGUUCUAAUGACUGGAUGUUUUAAUUUACGUUCAACCGACAGUGAUGGGCCCAUUGUCUCUUGGCCAAAACCAAAUUAGGAGGCAAGAUUCUUGAAUUCUGCUCUUAAAUUGUUGAUAGUUAUUUCCUCUGAGUUUUCUUGUUCCCUUUUGUAAUUCUUGGUCAGAUCAAAAAGUGAGUUCUUUUUAUAAUAAUUAACCCACUGAUUCUGAGCCAGUAUCCAGGAGCAGUUUGCCAUUGGAAACAAGACUCCUGAGUUCCAGUCUUGGCAGUUAGUGUUCUUUUGCCUAUGGACUUUGUUGGUAUAUGGAUCUGAUAACUCAGACCUCAUCUUCCCUACUUGUCUGUCCUAUAGGAAUGAUGCUUUGAAAAGUAUUUGCUAUUUCCUAUUCCCUCCCUCAUUUUUUCUUGCUAUUGGAAAAGGUAGAUGUGCAGGAAGGGCAAGAAUCUUGAGAUGCCCAGAAUUUCUUCUCAUUUUUGGAUUCAAAAUACAUUUUAUGGAGAAUAUAGUACAGAUGCAAAUUAGGAGUGUGGAGCCAGAUAGGGCCAAUUAUAGCUGCUGCAAAUGGCUGUAGCUGGUGGGUAACCGAAUUGCAUGGGGAUUAUUUCUUCUUUCAUGAUUGUAGUGCAUCUGACUGGCCAGGCAAUUGUGUUUUUUUGUAUUGCUAUAUGAUUAAAAAACAACAAAAACUAAUAAAAUAAAUGUAUUUAAGAAGUGCUUGGGGAUGAUUUUCUGCUUUCAAAAACGGGAAACAUUGAGCAUUACAGCUUUUAUGUGACCUCAGCCUAAGCAUCAUUAUAUGUUUGUAUGUUAUAUACAACCAAACCAAUCAUCGUGAGUUGAUUCUGACUCAUGGUAAC